UCAAAAAGUAACUAAGCCUUGGAAAUGCUGUCACUUUUUCCAUUUAAAAAAUAAAUAAAUCUUCGAUUAAAUUGGAGCGUUAAAUUUACAAAUUUACUAAAAAUCAUGGAUAAACCAGUGGUUCAUGGUCGCGUUAUUAAAAUACUUGGCCGCACUGGCUCUCAGGGUCAGUGUACACAGGUCAGAGUGGAGUUUCUGGGCGAGCAAAAUCGUCAGAUAAUACGCAAUGUGAAGGGACCCAUACGCGUGGGUGACAUUCUCACACUUUUGGAGUCGGAACGCGAAGCCAGAAGGCUUCGCUAGAAGAGCACAAUGCAGCAGAUGCCCUGGCAGGCUUCAAAUGUAUUUAAAGAUAUCUUUGGCGCCUCGGGCAAUACAAAAACCAUAAAACAAAUGCGGAAAUCGAUAAUUAAAGACACCGAUUAAGUAUGUCUCCCAGUAAGAGAUAGUCAAAGAUUAUCAUAUUUAAAUGAUUGUUUUAUUACUCUCAUAAUUCAUAGUGCUCCAUCAUAAAGAAUUAAAAAUGAUUGAUUAAUUCAA
Molecule: messenger RNA, 540 nt
Organism: Drosophila obscura
Lineage: Eukaryota; Metazoa; Arthropoda; Insecta; Diptera; Drosophilidae
Product: 40S ribosomal protein S28-like
Exons: 2
Coding region: 106-303 (65 amino acids)
Biological process (GO): ribosomal small subunit assembly; translation; maturation of SSU-rRNA
Cellular component (GO): cytosolic small ribosomal subunit; ribosome
Molecular function (GO): structural constituent of ribosome
Source: RefSeq, a predicted model, not a curated record